AACCAAAUACAGAAAACACCAACACCAAAAUGACUUCCCAUCCUUCGCGUCGUGACUUCUACACGGUCGAGGUGGGAGACACCAAUUUUACAAUACUUACCCGUUACCAGAAUCUACGGCCCAUCGGUUCCGGCGCCCAGGGAAUUGUGUGUGCUGCCUACGAUACGGUGACCGAACAGAAUGUUGCCAUAAAAAAGUUGUCUCGUCCAUUCCAAAAUGUAACACAUACCAAAAGAGCUUAUCGCGAGUUUAAGCUCAUGAAAUUAGUAAAUCAUAAGAAUAUCAUCGGAUUACUUAAUGCAUUUACGCCCCAGCGCAGCUUGGAAGAGUUCCAAGAUGUGUAUCUGGUAAUGGAGCUGAUGGACGCCAAUCUGUGUCAGGUCAUACAAAUGGAUUUGGAUCACGACCGUAUGUCCUAUCUGCUGUAUCAGAUGCUGUGCGGCAUAAAGCAUUUGCAUUCGGCCGGCAUCAUACACAGGGAUCUGAAGCCCUCGAACAUUGUGGUCAAGGCCGAUUGUACAUUGAAAAUAUUGGAUUUCGGUUUGGCUCGAACAGCGGGUACCACAUUUAUGAUGACCCCGUAUGUUGUGACGCGCUAUUAUCGCGCCCCCGAAGUCAUCUUGGGCAUGGGCUACAAGGAGAAUGUCGAUAUAUGGUCCGUUGGCUGUAUUAUGGGUGAAAUGAUACGUGGUGGCGUCUUGUUUCCCGGUACCGAUCACAUUGAUCAAUGGAACAAAAUCAUAGAACAGUUGGGUACACCAUCGACCAGUUUUAUGCAACGUCUACAGCCAACCGUGCGCAACUAUGUCGAGAAUAGGCCACGAUAUUCGGGAUAUUCGUUCGAUCGUCUAUUUCCGGAUGUGCUGUUUCCCAAUGACAACAAUGAACAGAGUCGACGAAAGGCAGCUGAGGCACGUGAUUUGCUGAGCAAGAUGUUGGUUAUCGAUCCGGAACAGCGUAUAUCGGUGGAGAAGGCUUUGUUGCACAGCUACAUACACGUUUGGUAUGACAAUGAGGAGGUAAAUGCCCCGGCACCCGAACCCUAUGAUCACAGUGUCGACGAGAGGGAACACAAUGUUGAGCAAUGGAAGGAACUGAUCUAUGAAGAAGUCAUGGACUAUGAGGCCCAUACAAGUAAUAAUACCAAUGCUGGUUCCAAUAAUACCCGGUAGAAAUAUUAAUAAAAAUAAAUAAAAUUAAAAAAUAUAAAA
Molecule: messenger RNA, 1211 nt
Organism: Musca vetustissima
Lineage: Eukaryota; Metazoa; Arthropoda; Insecta; Diptera; Muscidae
Gene: bsk
Product: stress-activated protein kinase JNK
Exons: 1
Coding region: 30-1172 (380 amino acids)
Biological process (GO): protein phosphorylation; JNK cascade
Cellular component (GO): cytoplasm; nucleus
Molecular function (GO): ATP binding; JUN kinase activity
Source: RefSeq, a predicted model, not a curated record